AUGUCUAGUUCUUUAUUGUUGAGACCAGUCACCACUGGUGCUCAAUCGAGACUACUACUGAAACUUUAUGCGCCAUUGCGCCAAAGAUCAACACUGUCACCAUCCUUGGUAAAGAUGCAUUCUGAAUUAAAGAUUGAUGAAUUGCAAACAGAUAAUACCCCAGAUUAUGUUCGUUUGGUCCUGCGUUCAUCAGUAUACGACGUCAUCGAUGAAUCACCAGUAACUGCAGGGGUUGGUCUUUCCUCUCGUUUGAAUACAAAUGUUCAAUUGAAAAGAGAGGAUCUCUUACCAGUAUUCUCAUUUAAACUACGUGGUGCUUAUAAUAUGAUUGCUAAAUUGGAUGAUUCACAAAGAAACCAAGGUGUCAUUGCUUGUUCCGCUGGUAAUCAUGCUCAAGGUGUCGCAUAUGCCGCCAAGCAUCUAGGAAUUCCAGCCACUAUUGUUAUGCCAGUAUCUACCCCAUCUAUUAAAUAUCAAAAUGUAUCCAGAUUAGGAUCCCAAGUGGUUCUUUACGGUAACGAUUUUGACGAAGCUAAGGCAGAAUGUACCAAAUUAGCCGAAGAACGUGGCUUAACCAAUAUUCCUCCGUUUGAUCAUCCUUACGUUAUUGCUGGACAGGGUACUGUUGCUAUGGAAAUCUUAAGACAAGUACAUAAUGCUAAUAAGAUUGGUGCUGUUUUUGUCCCUGUUGGUGGUGGCGGUUUUAUUGCUGGUGUAGGUGCUUAUUUGAAAAGAAUUGCUCCUCAUAUUAAAGUCAUUGGUGUGGAAACAUUUGAUGCUGCUACAUUACAUACCUCUUUGAAGCAUAACAAGAGAACUCCUCUACCUACUGUGGGUACAUUUGCUGAUGGGACUUCUGUCCGUGUUAUUGGUGAAGAAACCUUCAGAGUGGCCCAACAAGUGGUUGAUGAAGUGGUUCUUGUGAAUACUGAUGAAAUUUGUGCUGCCGUGAAGGAUAUUUUUGAAGAUACCAGAAGUAUUGUAGAACCAUCUGGUGCAUUAGCAGUAGCAGGUAUGAAGAAGUAUAUUACAAAUUUACAUCCGGAAAUUGAUCAUUCAAAGCAUACAUAUGUACCAAUUCUAUCUGGUGCCAAUAUGAACUUUGAUAGAUUGAGAUUCGUCUCUGAACGUGCUGUUCUUGGUGAAGGUAAAGAAGUUUUCUUGUUGGUUACGCUUCCAGACAUUCCAGGUGCGUUCAAGAAGUUACAGAAGGUUAUCCAUCCAAGAGCUGUCACUGAAUUUUCUUACCGUUACAAUGAACAUCGUCAUGAAAGUACUAGUGAAGUUCCAAAGGCAUAUGUUUACACUUCAUUCAGUGUUGUUGAUCGCGAGAAGGAAAUUAAGCAAGUUAUCCAACAAUUACAUACCUUAGGUUUUGAAGCAGUUGAUAUUUCAGACAAUGAAAUGGCCAAGUCCCACGGUAGAUAUUUAGUUGGUGGUGCCUCCAAGGUACCAAACGAGAGGGUCAUUUCAUUUGAAUUCCCAGAGAGACCUGGGGCCCUAACCAAAUUCUUGGGUGGUUUAAGUGAUUCUUGGAAUUUAACCUUGUUCCAUUACAGAAACCAUGGUGCCGACAUUGGGAAAGUGUUAGCUGGUAUUUCUGUCCCACCAAGGGAAAACUUGACGUUCCAAAAAUUCUUGGAAGAUCUAGGAUACUCCUACUAUGACGAAACUGAUAAUAUGGUAUACCAAAAAUUCUUGAAGUACUAG
Molecule: messenger RNA, 1710 nt
Organism: Naumovozyma castellii
Lineage: Eukaryota; Fungi; Ascomycota; Saccharomycetes; Saccharomycetales; Saccharomycetaceae
Gene: ILV1
Product: threonine ammonia-lyase ILV1
Exons: 1
Coding region: 1-1710 (569 amino acids)
Source: RefSeq, a predicted model, not a curated record